GACCAUGAGAACGAGUGAAGAAGGAAGAGAGGGAGGUGUGAUGCGGAGGAGGAGGGGUUGCACGUUUCAGAAGAACGACUUCCUCCCGGAGGAAUCGUUUGGGAGCUGGGGGAGCUACGGGAGGGCGCUGAUGGAGACGCCGCGGAGGCUGAAGGAUCGCAUCUUGACGCGGUCCAACGAGAGCGCGGAGGUGGGGGAGAUGAGGGCGCGUAGCAGCCACCAGAUGAAGAAAACGCUGAACUGGUGGGAUCUGAUGUGGCUCGGGAUCGGGGCGGUGAUCGGCGCCGGAAUAUUCGUUCUCACCGGAAUCGAGGCAAGGGAGGUGGCCGGGCCUGCGGUGGUGCUGUCCUACGUGGUGUCCGGGUUCUCCGCCAUGCUCUCCGUCUUCUGCUACACAGAGUUUGCCGUCGAAAUCCCCGUCGCUGGUGGCUCAUUUGCAUACUUGAGAGUGGAGCUAGGAGAUUUUGUGGCCUUCAUAGCUGCUGGAAACAUCCUUCUAGAGUAUGUAAUAAGUUGUGCCGCAGUGUCAAGAUCAUGGACCUCAUAUUUUGCUACUCUUUGCAACAAAAACCCUGAUGAUUUCCGCAUAGUGGUUCACAACAUGAACCCUAAUUACAACCACUUUGACCCUAUUGCAGUCAUAGUCCUUGCAGCCAUAUGCAUCCUCGCGAUUUAUAGCACCAAAGGCUCCUCAAUCUUCAACUACAUUGCCUCGGUGGUGCAUGUGGUUAUCAUUGCCUUUAUUGUCAUAGUGGGUCUUAUUCAUGUCAAGCCUCAAAACUAUGUACCCUUUGCACCCUUUGGUGUUAGAGGAGUUUUUCAAGCUUCAGCUGUUCUUUUCUUUGCUUAUGUAGGGUUUGAUGCUGUUGCAACCAUGGCUGAAGAAACCAAGAACCCUUCAAGGGACAUUCCAAUAGGGUUAGUGGGGUCAAUGGUUGUUACAACAAUAGCAUAUUGCUUGCUUUCAGCUACACUAUGCCUCAUGCAACCUUACACUAGCAUCGAUGUGAAUGCACCCUUUUCGGUUGCGUUUAGUGCCAUAGGGUGGGAUUGGGCUAAGUACAUUGUUUCUUUGGGGGCUUUGAAGGGAAUGACCACAGUGUUGUUGGUGAGUGUUGUGGGCCAAGCUAGGUACUUGACUCACAUUGCACGCACCCACAUGAUGCCCCCUUGGUUUGCCUUAGUGGACGAGCACACUGGAACGCCUGUGAAUGCCACGAUCGCCAUGGUUGUGGUGUCUGCUGUGAUUGCUUUCUUCACCGACCUUCAAAUUCUCUCCAACCUUUUAUCAAUCUCGACUCUCUUCAUAUUUAUGCUUGUGGCCAUUGCUCUCAUUGUGAGAAGGUAUUACUCUAGUGGGGUCACUACAAAGAGAAACCAAAUCACGCUCAUUGUAUUCAUUGUGUUUAUCAUUGCAUCUUCAUGUGGGAUUUCAUGUUAUUGGGCUCUUAGUGAAGGGUGGAUUGGAUAUGCUAUUUUUGUGCCUAUUUGGGCUUUAUCUACUGGAGGGCUUUGCCUUUUUGUUCCGAAGGCAAAGGAGCCUAAAUUUUGGGGGGUGCCUUUGGUUCCAUGGAUACCUUCCAUAUCUAUUUUUAUUAACAUUUUCCUCCUUGGGUCUAUAGAUAAAGACUCGUUUAUUAGGUUUGGGUUUUGGACAGUGUUUCUCUUGGUUUACUAUGUUUUCUUUGGGUUGCAUGCUUCUUAUGAUACAGCUAAGGAGUUUGAGGCACAACGUAGUAUGGAAAAUUCUAUAAACAAGAUGGAAGAUGGAGAGAUGUCUUCUACGUAGUCUCUAUGUUGAUACAUGAAUAAAAUGUAUAAGAAUUUUUCUAAAGUUUAGUAGUUAUUAAAGAAAUUUCAUUCUUAGAUAUGAACAUAUAGCAUGAAUGUAUGUUUCAGAGUGAGUAUAGUCCAAAUAGACAAUGGGAAGUUGAUCGAAAUUCUAUAAGGCUU
This is a messenger RNA of Glycine soja, 1953 nucleotides long. Its product is annotated as cationic amino acid transporter 1-like. Bases 5 to 1789 code for a protein of 594 amino acids. Lineage: Eukaryota; Viridiplantae; Streptophyta; Magnoliopsida; Fabales; Fabaceae. The transcript has 2 exons. Gene Ontology annotation, biological process: transmembrane transport; amino acid transport. Gene Ontology annotation, cellular component: plasma membrane. Gene Ontology annotation, molecular function: L-glutamate transmembrane transporter activity; L-lysine transmembrane transporter activity. The record is from RefSeq and is a predicted model, not a curated record.